Messenger RNA from Neltuma alba, 1761 nucleotides. Its product is annotated as 6-phosphofructo-2-kinase/fructose-2,6-bisphosphatase-like. Gene Ontology annotation, cellular component: cytosol. Lineage: Eukaryota; Viridiplantae; Streptophyta; Magnoliopsida; Fabales; Fabaceae. The coding region runs from base 139 to 1761 and encodes 540 amino acids. The record is from RefSeq and is a predicted model, not a curated record. Gene Ontology annotation, molecular function: 6-phosphofructo-2-kinase activity; fructose-2,6-bisphosphate 2-phosphatase activity; starch binding. The transcript is spliced from 15 exons. Gene Ontology annotation, biological process: fructose metabolic process; fructose 2,6-bisphosphate metabolic process.
ACCACCAGACGAAGCGAAGCUUUAUAACCACAUUCAUAUUCACAAUAUUCAACACGAUAUCUCCAUUUUUUCCCUGUUUCUUCGCACUGAAGAAAAAUCUGAAGCACUGCGAUUGGCGGUGGUUGUUGGAUUCAUAUAAUGGGGGCGGGUGCUUCGAAGAACACGGAUGGUGAGUUUAGUGGGAGUGAUGAAGAUGGGCAGCUGUACGUUUCGCUUAAGAUGGAGAAUCGUAAGCUUACAGGGGAGCUCGUUCCUCAUGUCUUUGGUUCUCUUCCGCUUGUGGGCUCCUGGGACUCUUCAAGAGCACUUUCUAUGGAACGGGAAUCGGUGUCAAUGUGGGAGUUGAGCUUUGUUGUUCCACCCAAUCAUGAAACUUUGGAUUUCAAGUUCCUCUUGAAGCCUAACCACAGCAAUUCACCUUGUAUUGUUGAGGAGGGUCCAAAUCGCCUGCUGAUUAGGGGGACAUUGCCGGAGGAUACCAGGCUUGCUUUGUUUAGGCUUGAGAGUGCCGAAGUUCUUGAGUAUGAAGUAUUCGUUAAAGUAGAUAGGGUUUCUCCGUUUGAUCUUGCAGCUAGUUGGAGGGCCUAUCAAGAAAAUUUUCGUCCUUCAUCCGUGCGUGGGAUUCCUGAUGUCAGCAUAAAUUCAGAGCCACAGACAGGCGGUGAGAAUGGCUCUUUCGUGGGUCUGGAUCUUGAUCUUGAACAUUAUGUUGUCCCAGCUCCCUCUACUUUGAAUUCAAUUGCAUAUACAGCCAACAUGACGGAGAAUCCCAGAUCACCAGUUGUUGGGUCUUGCAGCAGUACAUAUUCCAUCAGGGAUGUUGAUGUUCCAGUUGAUCGACCUGCAACUUCUAAGGGGAUGGAGAUUAUUGUUCCAGACCCAUCAAUGGCGUGUCAAGGUUCUGGACCGGUUGAAUCCAAGUCAGUGGGCACAUAUACAUCACUACAAAAGCAAGAUAGUCAGAGGGGAUAUUUUGUUGAUAGGGGUGUUGGGUCCCCUAGACUUGUAAAAUCCAGCUCUACAACUUUUACAACUAAUAUUAAUCUGGAAACUGAUACCAAGAAUUCAAUGCCAGCAGCUGCUGGAGCUGUUGCAGCUGCAGCUGUGGCUGACCAGAUGCUGGGUCCCAAGGAGGAUAGACAUUUAGCAAUUAUCCUGGUGGGUUUGCCAGCUCGAGGUAAAACUUUUACUGCAGCAAAACUUACAAGAUACCUUCGUUGGUUAGGUCAUGAUACCAAGCAUUUCAAUGUUGGGAAGUAUCGCCGCCUUAAGCAUGGAACUAAUCAGUCUGCUGACUUUUUUCGAGCUGACAAUCCUGAAGGCAUGGAGGCCCGCAAUGAGGUAGCAGCUUUGGCAUUUGAAGAUAUGAUAUCUUGGAUGCAAGAAGGUGGCCAGGUAGGGAUAUUUGAUGCGACAAACAGUACCAAGAAGAGAAGAAACAUGCUGAUGAAAUUGGCUGAAGGAAGAUGCAAGAUUAUAUUUCUGGAAACAAUAUGCAAUGAUGUAAACAUAAUAGAAAGAAAUAUACGUCUUAAAAUUCAGCAAAGUCCUGACUAUGCAGAAGAGACAGAUUUCGAAGCAGGGAUAGAAGACUUUAAAAACCGUCUGGCCAAUUAUGAGAAGGUUUAUGAACCUGUAGAAGAAGGAUCUUACAUUAAAAUGAUUGAUAUGGUCAGUGGGCAUGGUGGGCAUAUACAAGUCAUCCUGUACCACAAUUUGCCGAUAAACAUUUGUGUUCAUAUGGAGGCUGUACUUAAAUAA